UAUUCCAUAAGUAAGAAGAAAACUUAAGCCAUGCUUCUUUCACUACCCUUUAAAGCACAACACACGCCUUGUAGAAUUCCUUUCAUCAUUUCUGUUAUUCUAAAAAAAAAACAUAUUCUUAGAUCUCUCAUACAGAAGAAGAAGAAGAAAGAAGGCGAGAUAAUGCUAAAGAGGCAAGAUUCAUUAGUGGCAUCAGCUCGCCGGCAAAGGACACCGCCGGGUGGAGAAAAUCAGCAUGUUGUGAAGUCUACUGGUUGCAUGUCAGGCAUUAUUCAACUAAUUUCCAAAUACCAAAAAAAGACGAAACGCAUUACUUCUGGAAUUAGAAAGCAAGGUAAAUUAGUAGUAGUAGUAAUUGGGGAAAAUGAAAAAAAUGAUGAGGCAAAGGUACCAAAAAUCGAAGCAGAUAAAAAGGAGCGGCCAGUAGCGUUAGUGGCACGGCUAAUGGGGCUGGAGGAAAUAAAGUGCCUUCCGAGCCCUAAUAGGAAGUCGAGUACAGAAGAGGUAAAGAGAAGGAAGCUUCUAGAAGACUUGGGCAAGUGCAAUGACGAUUUAGAGUCUAUUCGCCAGAUUCUAAACUCGCUGAAAAGGGAUAAGCAAAUUGGCGAUGCAGUGAAGCCGCAGACUCCAUUAACAUUGUGCAACAAAAUCGCCAAACCUAAACAUAAUCAUAAUGGGCAUAUUACACAACAAAGGAUCAAGAGGCUAGAAGCAUAUGAACCAAUUGAUAAAUUUACAAAUAAUGCACCAUUAUUUCACGUGAAGCCAAAGUCAUGUAGCAAAGGCAUGAUUCAAAGUGUAGAGGAAGUGUGGAAUGAGAGUGAAUGGGGAGAAAAGAGAGAGGCUGGGAGAAUAGGGCUAAUCUUACAAGAUCAAAUUUGCAGGGACUUAAUUGAAGAGUUCCUCAAAGAAAUGAAUCUACUAAUUUCCUAUCGUUCUUUACCCUUUUUAGCAUGUAAGAAAAGGCUUUUCUUCUAAAUAUGUCAUAUUAUUUCUGUU
Messenger RNA from Solanum tuberosum (potato), 999 nucleotides. RefSeq lists its product as uncharacterized. The record is from RefSeq and is a predicted model, not a curated record. NCBI's taxonomy places the organism in Eukaryota, Viridiplantae, Streptophyta, Magnoliopsida, Solanales, Solanaceae. The coding region runs from base 31 to 978 and encodes 315 amino acids. The transcript has 2 exons.